Fusarium verticillioides 7600 is the source of this 3161-nucleotide messenger RNA. Its product is annotated as beta-galactosidase. The transcript is spliced from 2 exons. Gene Ontology annotation, cellular component: beta-galactosidase complex. NCBI's taxonomy places the organism in Eukaryota, Fungi, Ascomycota, Sordariomycetes, Hypocreales, Nectriaceae. The record is from RefSeq and is a predicted model, not a curated record. Bases 41 to 3121 code for a protein of 1026 amino acids. Gene Ontology annotation, biological process: lactose catabolic process. Gene Ontology annotation, molecular function: carbohydrate binding; beta-galactosidase activity.
CAAGGCCUGGUUCUCAUCUCACCAAGGGUCAUUGUGUACUAUGCAUUCGACCAUGGACAAGCCAGAUUACGAAAAUCUCGAGGUGAUACAGAGGAAUAGGCUUCCUGCCAGAGCCUACUGGCUACCUUCUACGCAUCUGCUGCUCAAUGGAACCUGGGAUUUCCAAUAUUCCCCAACGCCCUUGGAAGCUUCGGAAUGUCCCCCAAAGGAUGAGAGAUCUGAAGAGACUUGGUCCCCGAUCAAUGUUCCCGGUCAUUGGCAAUUGCAAGGACAUGGCCACCCUCACUACACCAAUGUCCAAUUUCCGUUUCCGUCAAACCCUCCUUACAUACCAACUGAGAACCCCACAGGGACCUAUCGACGUCACUUCAAAAUUCCUACUGAAUGGGACAGCACAUCUCAGCUCAGACUGCGGUUUGAUGGUGUUGACAGCGCGUAUCACGUCUGGCUGAAUGGCUCUUUUGUCGGAUAUUCGCAAGGGAGUCGCAAUGCUGCCGAGUUCGACAUCACAGACAUCGCCAAGAAGGAUGGUGACAACGAAUUGAUAGUGAGAGUCUAUCAAUGGUGCGAGGCGUCAUACAUCGAAGACCAAGACCAGUGGUGGCUGUCAGGUAUCUUCCGCGAUGUGACUUUGCUGGCACUCCCUGGAAAAUCGAGAAUUGAAGACUUCUUUGUCAAGACAAACCUUGAUGAGAACUAUGAAAAUGCUGUUCUCCAAGUCGAUGUCACCCUGAAUAAGCUUGAAACAUCAUCGCUUGAUAUUGUGCUCAUUCUUCGAGAUGCUGGUGUCGAAGUGACCUCAACACGCAAGACAGUUGAUGCCAGCAAGACGAAUUUCGAAGUGCCUGUUUCGAGCCCAAAGAAGUGGACUGCUGAAAGCCCUUACCUCUACCAGCUCGAGAUCUCUCUCGAGACACAAGGAGGAGAGUCAAUUCAGACUAUUACGCAGAAAGUUGGCUUCCGCAAGGUCGAACUGAAAGACGGUCUCAUCACUGUCAACGGCUCAACGAUCCUUCUUCGGGGCACGAACAGACAUGACCACCAUCCAAUCCACGGAAGGGCUGUCCCAUAUGAAUUUCUCAAACAAGAUCUGUUGCUCAUGAAACAGCACAACAUCAAUGCCCUCCGAACAAGUCAUUAUCCUGGCCAACCCUGGCUGUACGACUUGGCUGACGAGUUGGGAUUCUGGGUCAUGGACGAGGCUGACCUGGAGUGUCAUGGGUUCUAUGAUGUUGUCACCCAGCACGUCACGCCUGCGCCAUAUCUGGAUUAUGAAGGAAGCAAGGAGGAGUUCUUCCCUAAGGCAGCGCAGUUCACCUCAGAUAAUCCCGAAUGGCGCGAGUCCUACCUCGAUAGGAUGGUCCAGAUGGUACAGAGGGACAAGAACCAUCCUUGCAUCUUUUCAUGGUCUCUUGGUAACGAGUCUUUCUACGGUGUCAACCACGUCGCAAUGAUUGAGUAUGCACGAAGUAUCGACGACCGACUUAUUCACUACGAAGGCGACAUCAAAGCACAAGAAACUGAUAUGUACUCUUACAUGUAUCCUGACCAAGAUCGACUCAAGAGACAUGUCGAGAUCGACGGCAUCAAGGACGGGCAGUGGGAGAAGCCCGUGAUUCUUUGCGAAUACGCUCACGCCAUGGGUAAUGGCCCGGGCGGUCUGGAUGACUACCAAGAUGCAUUCCGCAAGUAUAAACGUCUUCAGGGUGGUUUCAUCUGGGAGUGGGCGAAUCACGGUCUCUUGCACAAGGAUGGCUAUUAUGCUUAUGGAGGUGACUUUGGUGACCAGCCCAACGAUUCCACCUUUGUCAUGGAUGGUCUCUGUAAUAGCGAGCACAAACCGACGCCAGGCCUGAUUGAGCUGAAGAGAGUGUUCCAGCCCAUCAACUUCAAGUUUGAAGAGGGCAAGGUGUUUAUCACAAAUGAGUAUGACUUUAUCAGCCUUGACCAUUUGGAGGCGAAGUAUGCCAUCAAGGCGUAUGGCGACAAGCCCUCCUUGCUUGAGUCGGGCACUCUCGAAGUUCCAAGCGUCCGACCCUGGGAUACUGUAGAGCUUGCUCUCCCCGCCGACCUGACUAAGUACUCGGGUCACGACGAAGAAGUGUUUUUGAGUCUCUCCUUUACCCUCAAAGAAUCUACCUCUUGGGCACCAGCUUCACAUGAAGUAGCAUGGUUCCAGCACAAGAUCUCCGCCGACAGAAAACCCAGUAUCCCAGCCAGUCUGUCAGCUUCCGGAAGUGUCAAGGUCGCCGAAACCCGAACCAAGGUGGAGGUGGCUGGCUCGGACUGGGAGAUUCAUUUUGAUCGCGUGCGAGGCUACGUGACCAAGUGGUCUCACGGAUCGGAUCUGCUGGAAGCUGAUCCAGCCACUCGUGCAGCAAUUUAUCCAUGCUUUUGGCGCGCACCGACAGACAACGAUAAAGACAGCGCUGUCAGCGUUUGGAAGGACUACGGUGUUCAUCGAAUGACUUCUCAGUUGAGAUCAUUCAAGGUUGAGAAUGGGGUUGAUGGCUCUGGUGUCAGUAUCGAGACCAGGACAUACUUCGCCCCUCCAGUUUUGGGAUGGGGAUAUGACAUUCACACCGUCUACCACAUAUCCUCCAAGGGCGCAUUAUCGAUAAAGCUGGACCUCAAUCCUAAGGGAGUCUUCCCAGUUGACGUCCCUCGGGUUGGCUUAAACAUCAGAUUGCCCAAGAGUCUUAGUCAAGCCUCGUGGUUCGGUCGAGGUCCAGGCGAGUCUUAUCCCGAUAAGAAGCACUCACAAGCCAUUGGAAUUUGGUCUUCGCCUGUAGAUGACCUUGAAGUUCCAUAUGAUGUGCCCCAAGGCAAUGGAAACAGAAUGGAUACUCGUUGGGUGCGACUUGUAAAUGUCGACGGUCACGGAAUCAGAGCUUCAAGGGUCGAUGCCGCAACCUUCAACUGGACUAGCGGGCGUCUGUCAGAUCAGACUAUAGAGAACGCAAAGCAUCCUUGCGACCUUGUUCGCGAAGAUGCUACGCUUCUUAACCUCAGUCCAAGGGUCGCUGGUGUUGGUAGCGCGACAUGUGGACCUGGUGUGAGGGACGAUUUGUUGGUCAAGGUUAAGCCCGAGUCAUACGGAUUUGUACUAGAAAGUAUUUAAAUUGAAUCAACAAAGAACAAGUUCACAAUUAUUACCCUUA